GUUUUGAAGGAACUUUUGACAACAGAUGUAUCAGAAAGACAGACAUGUUUAAUGUUGUUCAAUAGUUAUUGUGAAUAUUGUUAUAAAUUUAAUAGUUAACAAUAUAAAAAUUUGAAUACUAUUAAGAAAUAAUGACUAUUCUACCUACUAUACGAAAAACAACCGGUGGCGCUGAAGAAAAUAAAGAUGCUAGUCAACAGAAUGCUUCUACUGAAAGAACAAAUAGGAGAAAUGAUAUCAAUAACAUUCAAAUACAAUCCCUUUCUGAAAACUCUACAAGUACAAGAAGAUCAUCUUAUAAAAAUGAUAGAAAGGAUCGUUUCCAUAAAAGAUAUAAAGAAUCAGAGAGACCGAGGGAUAGGGAGAGUGUAAGAGAACAAAAACGGGAAGUAAGAAGAGAACAAAAAAGAGAAAGGAUUGUGUUGGGCAAACGUGAUAUAAUCUCUGAACCUUUACAUGAGCCAAGCGCUAUUACCUCCCCUACGGAUAGUUCUUCUGCUGAGGUACCAUGCAAUAAUGAUAAAAUUGUGAUUAAGGAAGACUGCACUGGUUUUAAUAGUGAAGAUGAGUAUGAUGAAAGUUUUUUUAAAAAUAGGAAUCUCACAGAUGAGGAGUGGCAAAAGAGGGAUGCUCUUUUUGCACGUUAUAUGUCCACCCUUGGAUUUGAAAUAAAAAAUAUGCAUGAAGAUGGUGCUUGCCUCUUUCGCUCAAUUGCUGACCAAGUAUAUGGAGAUCAAGAAUUUCAUUUUCAAGUCAGGCAAGAUUGCAUGAAUUACAUUGUACAGAACCGUGACUAUUUUGAACCUUAUGUUACUGAAGAUUUUGAAAAAUAUGUAGCUCGAAAGCGUACUUGGCAUGUCCAUGGUAACCAUUUGGAAAUUCAAGCUAUGAGUGAACUUUACAAUAGAGCAAUCGAAGUCUAUUGUUAUCAAGUUGAACCUAUAAACAUAUUUAAUGGAGCAAGAAUUACUUCUUAUGAACCAAUCAGACUCUCCUAUCAUAGAAUGUGCCACUAUAACUCCAUCAGUAACCCCAACAGUCCGUCUGUUGGUGUAGGUCUAGGCCUUCCUAAUUACAAGCCUGUUGAUAUUGACAGAAGAAGAUUCAAUGAUGCUGUUAGAGCAAGUGAAGAAUUACUCAUUGAACAGACUAUGUUGGAAGAUAAAAUCAAAGCAACUGAUUGGGAGGCUACCAAUGAAGCUAUAGAAGAACAAGUUGCUAGAGAAUCAUAUAUUCAAUAUUUUAGGGAUACAGAGAGGCGAUUAAAAGUUGAAGGACAUGCUCAAGCUAGUGCCAGUAGCUCUACAAUAACUUCAGCCAUGAUUUCAAGUCCUAGAACUUCUAGACGUGGAUCAGUAUCACCUAAAGGUGGACAGUCUCCAAAGGGAUCUUGUUCCCCAAAAAAUAGCUUUUCCCCUUUAGCAAGCCCUAGAUCAAAUUCUGGCAAUAUGUCAAUGAUUCCUGACUUUGGUAUUGAAAAUGUGCCUGUACCAUUGGUUCCUAUGAAAGAAGAAGAAGCCCUCGCUAAGAGAUUAUACAAUUCUCCCAGGCGAAUCACUGAACAGACCGAUACUAACUUUCCUGGUGAACCAUUGCCUCCAGAUUUCUCUAAUCAAGCUGGUCCUUCUACCAUUGACAAUAACCUUGGAUAUGAUGACUUUGAUCAAGAGAUAAUGGCCCAAGUGCUGGCAGAAUCCCAGAAAACCUACCUAGAAGAACUGAAACAUAAAUCCAAGAAAAGAAACAGUUCACCAGGGCCAUCAACUUCAUCAUAGUGGACACGAGCAUGCAGUUGAACAUUAAGUUUUAAUCUAAUUCUUCUUCAACUUACAUAAUAUCACCUAUCAGGCUGAUCUGUGUAUUUUUACAAUUUUAUUCGCUUUUUAAUAAUAGUACCAAGUGAUAUUCAACAUUGAUAAGAGUUAUUGCAAUAAUAAUUGGUAAACAUUGUUUUUAGAUGUCUGUGUUAGGGGUAAUUAUUGCCCGCCACAAACUACUCGAAUUAUUUGGUUUGAAAUUCAUCAAAAAUCAUCAUCUGCAGCUUCAUUUUUACGAUUUGUCAUGUCGUGGCCCUCUUUACAUAUUUAGAUAUUCAUCCUUUAAUUAUUCCUAUCAACAAGGCCUUCCUGAUCUCUUUCUAUUUUCAAAAAUUGAUAUACGUCGAGCUUGACUAUGAAUUAUUAAUAUAUCAAAAAUUGAUGAACAAACAUUUUAACAUUUGAAAGUGAAUAUGAAAAUUUAGAAAAAAAUUCCCCAUUAUCUUUUUUAUUUAAAUUUACAAAUUCAUAUACUCAAUUUUUAAACCAUUCGAUACGAUUUUCUGCGCAAAGUAGCGCCACUCGACUAUCAAAUUUUAUUUUAUUAAAAACUAAUUUGUACAUACCUUACUGUCAAGUAAAUUAAUCCACUGCCUAAAUAAAUAUUUUCACAAAUUCCGCCGAAUUAAACUGAUAACAGUUAUAAUUACUAAAUACAUUAAAUAUCUACUAUAACUAUACACUAUGAAAAAAAUCGACUAAAACGAAACGAAAAUUACCGCACUAUUAAAAUUUUCUACCUUAAAUUGUUAAGAUAGGUAGUAGGAUGUUAUUUCAAAAAUAAAAUUGUGUUUUGCGUCAUAAUUCUACUCGAUUUCCACUACCUCUAUCACUUAGGGUUGAGUCUUCUUCUGGGUCUCUUCAUGUUUCUCUAUAUAUUCACUUAUAUGUUAUAUGUAUAAGUUUCGACGAGAUGUAGGUAUAUAAGCAGCGAAGCUAUUAUACAGGAUGGUAUCAAUGAAGAAACUAAAAAAAUGAAUAUAGUUUAAAAUAAGAACUAAAGAACACGCCUAGAAUAACAAAAAAAUAUGAAUGAAAAAUAUUAGUAUUAUUGUGAAAAACUGUCGGGCGUUCCAUGAACGAGAAAUGUGGAACAAAGCGCCCCACUCGUUUUUUACAAUAAUACUAGUAUUUUCUAUUCAUUGUUUUAAGCUUAUUUUAAAAAUUAUUCAGUUUCCCGUGCUUUAAAAGUUUGUUCUUUAGUUUUUAGUUUGAACUAUAUUUUUCAAUUUUUAGUUUCUUAAUUGACACCACCCUCGUAUGAUGGCUUCGCUGCUUAUAUAUCUACAUAUAGUCUAAAUUGGUAUCGAGCCUACAGAAUAGUUGGUAAUGUUGUAGAAGUACUUAUUUUCCAACAUUUGCCACUUGCUCUCAGUCUAAAGGAGAAUUACAAGUGAACAAACAAACCCAUAUACAGGUGAAGCUAAUAAAAGCGUGUUAAAAAGACCGUAAUUGAAAUGAGAGGAGUUAGCAACAUUUUAUUCUUAUAUAUAAAUAAAAAACAACUUGGGUGUCGUGGGCUUAUCCUCAUACACGUCUAGAAUUAUCUGAUUUAAUAUAUGGCGGGCAUUUAUCAUAAAUUAAUAUGUUUUCCAAUAAUAAAAUAGUUCAGUAUUAAUAAUGCCAGUUAGAGCUUGAAAUAAUAUGAUAUAUUUAGUAAUAAUUAUUAUUUAUCACAAUUUUUUCAACUUUUUCAUACCAGAAUAGAUUUGAACGAGAUAUGCACAGAUUAGUCUUUUAUAAGACCAUGUAUUUUAUAUAACAGUGAAAGUUGUGUACUUUUUAGGCUUUUUCAUUGUUCGAGUGUCGCACUUAAUUUUACAUUAUCAAAUCUGUCAAAAUAUUUUCAAGGAAAAUUUUAUUUUCAAAUUUUAGAUAAUCAUUGCAUGGUGAAAAAUUAACAUUCCAAGAAUCAAAAUACUCAUAACAAUUGUUGAUGUUGAUUUUAUACAUAUUAUUUUAAUUAAAUUUUAUUCGAUUAAUUAUAUGAGUAUUCCUGAAAAAUUUCGGCAGAUUUUAUUUAGGGGAUGUUUUUAAUAAUUUACUUACAAUAGAUCUUCGCCGAGGCGACUCUAGGAACGCGAAUGCGCGAGACUCGAAUAUAUAUUGCCGCGAACAUACCUCGAAUCGGUUCGUGCGUUGACUCGCACACACUAGAACUGCGUAGUGUACAUUAUCGAUUCUAAGGAUGUCGGAAAUCAAUAAAGUAUGGAUAUUUUUGAAUAUAUUGAUAUAUAGGUACAUGAACAAUUAAUAUUUGGCCCAAUGUACUUCAUUCAUCUUGUUUGUGGAUAUUGGGGAAUGAUAUACACUACGACCCAAAGGAUCUAUUGUGUCCCCAUUUCUUGCUGCGAUACUGGGGAUUCAACAUCUAAUAGAAAUAUUAUCCAGACUACUAGAUGCUGCAUGAUAUGUAUCAAAUCACACCCAUCACAUGGACCUGAGAGUGCCCACAGGACACAAGACAAUCAUCAAACACCAUAAAACUAUGGAAACUUACCCAAAUCCACUACUAGACCUACAGGACAGGAAGUUAUAGAAGACGAUCAUCGAACACCAUAAAACCAUGAAAACUCACCCAAAUCCACUAUUAGACCUACAGGACAAGAAGUUAUAAAAGGGACAAUCAUCGAACAUCAAAAAAUCAUGGAAACUCACCCAAAUCCACUAUUAGGCCCAAAGACAAGAAGUUAUAAAAUAGAUUAUCAUCGAACACCAUAAAACCAUGUAAACUCACUCAACUAGAGGAAUUGUUAAGACCAAGAAUCACAAAAAGGCUGACUGAUAGACCUAGUAUGAGGUAUUGGAGGAUACACUAUUUUGAUGUAAACCUCAUCAAAACAUCAAAGAAUGUAAAUAAAUAUUCUGAUUGUUAUAAAAAAAAAAGUUGAAAUAUUUUUUCCUAUGGUCAUUAAAAUUCAUUUAACAUAUUAGAUAAAUACUAAUCAAUAAACAUCAUUUUUAAUAAAUCCAGAACAAAGAUAAAAAAUAUACAGAUACAGACAUGAGAAAACUAUUUGAUUUAUAUACUCUGUUGUUACUGCGAGAUUUGCAGCACAUGUCACUCUCUCUGAAGAAACGGAGGUCGCAGGCGAUAUUAAAUACUAUAGAGCUAUGUCUGAAAGGAUUGGGGUGAAAUGGCGACAAUCAAACCAGAAUUUGGUUGGAUUAUCUUUUCUGUGUAUUAUAGGUAUUUUCUGAGUUUGGAAUUGUUGUGUUAGUAGUGGGUCUGAGUUCAGGUUGCGCAUGCUUGAAAAAUACCUUGUACAGGUUGAGAAUGCGUAGAACCGAAGUGGAACCUCGGAGGAUAGAUAAAUCGUUAUCAAUCUGUCUUUCUUAGUCGGAACAGCUUCCACUUAUAGAAACUGUCCAUAUAGAAGUAUUACAUAAAUGCUGACAUUGAACUUAACUGACGUUGACAGACAAGUUACCAACUUAAAAACUAACUCGAUUACCAUUUUAAAAAGCAGCAAGUCGAGUCGACCAAAAACAAAAAAAAAGUAAUUUGUUGUACAUUGUCUGUUCUUGGGUCGCUUCUACGAGCAAGUACUGUCAACAUUACAGAUAUAUAUAUAUAUAUAUAUAUAUAUAUAUAUAUAUAUAUAUAUAUAUAUAUAUAUAUAUAUAUAUGUAUAUAUAUAUAUAUAUAUAUAUAUAUAUAUAUAUAUAUAAUAUAUAUAUAUAAACCUUCAUCAUACUAUUUAUGUGUAACUGAUCCGUUAUUAUUUAUUUAGUUAUUUUUAUGCCCAGUUACAAAAUAUGCAUGAUAAAAAUAUAUUUUUGACAGUCGAUGAAAAUUAUUAAGGGGAUAUUCGAUUGUCGUUAAAUACUGCUUGUGAGAUUGUAUUCGAUUUAUAAUCAUUUUAAAUAUAAUCAUUAUAAUUCAAAUUCAAAAUUUGAAGUAUAUAAUUGUUUCAACUAAUUACAUGACUAUUAAGUAAAUUUUUAAAGGAACACACUUUUGUCUAUGCGAUCUACGAGUUUGGAUUGUAGUGUCCAAUAUUUUUUCCGUAAAUUAAUUUUUUUGGUUAUAGAUAAAAGUUUUUCCAUUAUUUUAUUUAGUUGUAAGCAUAAAAAUCGUAGUUAAAUUUCCCUACCAAAAAAUUUGUAGCUUUUGAAAUAAUUAUUUGUUUUUAUAUUUUUAUUGAACACACUGUUUAUGCUACCACUACAUCAACCUGUCCGAUGCGCGUUUCGAUAAUUCAUCUUCUUCAGACACCGAAAGUUAGUGGCAGUAAACGUUGUUCAGUAACGAUUCAUUCCUGUACUUAUACAGUGUGAUUCAUUAAAAUUGUUAUAGAUCCUGAAACAUUAUGAUUCAGCACAAUACAGGAUACAGUUCUAAUUUUACUUUGUAAAAGUGUACUUAAAAUAUGCGAAUUUAGUUAUGUAUGUGCUACCAUUGUCGAAAAUAAUUACAAUUAAUUACAUUUGCCAAAAAAAUUUUUUCAUUAUUUAUAAGGGUAAUUUUUAUGUUAGAAACUAAAAUAUAAUAAGUAAAGGAGGACAUAAUAUGUGUACAAAUUAUUAUUUUGAUCCUAAUUAUGAUUUAGGUGUAUCUAACCCAACUUUUUGAUUUAACACUCACCAUUACCAGAGGUAAUGACGUCAUAAAUCCUAACAUAUAUCCAUCCAGAGUACGUUUCACUUAACGUCCGCAUAGUAGAGGAACUAGAAUAAAAUUUAGAGGAUUUCCAUGCAUUUUUAAUAAAACUGACUGCAUACAUCAGUUUCAGAAUUGUUAGAAGUGGUUUCUUUUGUUUAUAAAGGGUGUUUCAAUGGUUCCGGAAGUUACGUAGAAUGUACUGGAGAAAAUUGUGACAUAGAUAAUCUUCAUAUACCGAGAAACUAUUUCGCUAUGUGGAAAUUGUGAAUUUUUGAAAUUUUCUAACCAAGAAGAUUGAAAUUUUGUUUCAUAAAUGACAUUUUUUAUAUAGAUUUCAAUUUAAAUUUUACAUUAUUAUAUUUACAACAACUUUAAGUGAUAAUCUACUCUAUAUGUAUAUAUUUUAAUAUUAGAUACAUAAACGUUUUAUACACGUGCAGUGUUUUUGAUAUGACGUCAACGCAAUUGCUGACUUGUUAAGUCAAUAGUGUAACGUCAAUAAAUGACGUCAUUACUACUUGCUAAGGUAUAGAGUGUUUCACAAUCCAAGAAAGUGCCUUUACAAACCUACAUAAGACGCAAAAGUCGUAAAUUUAUGACUAUUUAUUGGAGCUGUAUUAAUUUUUUGUUAAUAGUAUCUUGUGAUAUAUUGCUCCAACUUUCACAUCGAGCAUUCUACAUUUAUUCUCGCGAGGAUGACCACAAUUACGGACGUUCCUAUCAAACUAUUCCCAAAAAACUUCAAUGAGAUUGAGGUCCGGGCUCUGAGGAGGCCAAAUCAUAUUUAUUAACACCCCUUGUGCCUCUUUCUCUUCCAAAUACACUCUGUAUAAUUUUGAGCUAUGCUUAAGAUCAUAGUUCUUUUCGAAGAUAAAUCCCUAUCCAAAUCAUCGCAAUCCCUGUUUCAUAAUACCAUCAAUUUUUAUCAAAUCGCUAGUUACAUUAUUAGAAAAGCAACCUCAGGCCAUAAUUGAACCACCACUUUGGUUGAUUGUUAGGACUACACAGUUUGGUAUCAUAGGCACUGCGUCUAACGUAAAUUAUUCGGUUUGAACUCAGACUUGGUUUCAUCGGUCCAUAGAACUUUUUUAAAAUCUUCUUCAGUCCAAUCUCGAUGGGCAAGGGCCCAGUACAUCGGUUUUUUUUCUCGAUUUGUGACGUUAGCAAAGGUUUUCGUACGACUACCAUACAACUUCGUAAGCACCAAAGUUGUAGUGGAACAAUUAAUCUCAUCAUCAGUUUCCUCGAAACAGUCUCCAUGAAAGUGACUAUAACCGUGGCUCUUUUUCUUCUACAUACAUUCCAUUGCGACGAAUAAAGUCUUCUUGAAGGGAAUCAAUGCUAUCGAAUUAUUCACAAUUUUCCAAACUGUACUUUCAUGAAUGCUCGUUAAAGCUGAGUGUCUUUCAACGAAAAGUAUUUUACUUGGCCUCACUCUACUAAUUUUAAGUAAACAAUUUUAAUUAUCAUUUUUGCCUCAACGGGCUGAUACUAUUGAACUUUAUAAUACACACUGUUUUAUGGCUCGAAAUAAACUGACACAGACAAAGGCGUUGGUAUAAAUUUUAGGAUAAAAUGUAUUCUAUUGCAUCUCAUAUAUUAACUGGAGGCUAAUCACUUUCUUACAUCGUGAAAAAUUCUGUAGUAGUGUAUAUUUCAUUUUACUGGCAUUUAUCUACAGUUUUAUUCGAUUCUCUCAUGAGUUAUUUUGGAAAUUUACAAGAAUUCUCUCAUAUUAUGAAAUUUUUCACUUUAAUAUUGAUAAAAGUUAAAAGUAACUUAUUUACUUUUCAUAAAAUUUUUUUUAAUCUCGUAUGUUUUGGCAAACGUUUUGUUGUUUAUGAAAUUUUUAGUUUGAAGAAAAAAUCGAUUCAGUUUUAAAUGAAAAAAAAAUAUUUUUAAAAAUUAAUAAAAACAGAAAGUUGCCAAAACAUGGUAAGUAUUAUCAACAAUCAUAGUUAAUAUUUUCGCCAUAAUGUAUUAAUUUGAUGUACGUUAUUUUGUACGAUUUAGGAUUGUAUUGAUGUUGGUGGAAGUGUGUUCGGUAAUCAUUUACACUAACCAACAAAGUUGUGUGAUCCUUUUCUUAUUUUUAUUCCGGAAUCUAUUGUGUCAAUAUCAAAAAACUGAAUCCGAAUAGUUUUUUAUACACCAUUAUUACUUAAGCGAAAAUCUAACAAUAGGUUGUACGAUUUAGUGGUAUAUUAAUGUGAUAAUUAUUUUAAUAUUUUGUUUAGUAUUUGCAUAUUGUGUUUCUAUGGAUUCAAGGUAUUUCAUAAUUUUGUUAUAUAUUGUAAAAAUAUAGUUAUUCAAGGACA
Diorhabda carinulata is the source of this 8741-nucleotide messenger RNA. It is a transcript of the gene Duba, whose product is annotated as OTU domain-containing protein 5-A. The record is from RefSeq and is a predicted model, not a curated record. Gene Ontology annotation, biological process: protein deubiquitination. Bases 132 to 1775 code for a protein of 547 amino acids. Gene Ontology annotation, molecular function: K63-linked deubiquitinase activity; cysteine-type deubiquitinase activity. The transcript is spliced from 9 exons. NCBI's taxonomy places the organism in Eukaryota, Metazoa, Arthropoda, Insecta, Coleoptera, Chrysomelidae.